GUGGGCUCUACGUGUGCAGCGAGUCGGGCUUCCUCUGCACCCGUAACGAGUGACGAGACUCUACGUAAAACUCGGGCCGAUCUCCAUGGAAACUGCAACCAGAGCGCAACAGGAAGCCAAUGCAACUGAGAAAGUAAUAAGUGAGGUGAAUGAGGGUGUGUCUGUGGUGUCAUUACCUGAUGUACAGACACUACAGGUGCAGGGAGUCAUUCAGACCACACAGCCCUCUGUUAUCCAAUCACCUCAGAUACAAACAGUGCAGGUAGCUGUUGAUACUGGUGGAUCGGGUUCAAACCCAUCAGAUCCUCAGAAGAGAAGGGAGAUUCUGUCCAGACGACCAUCUUACAGGAAAAUCUUUAAUGAGUUGUCAUCAGACGUACCUGCCGUGCCAAGGAUAGAGGAAGAGGAGAAAUUAGAGGAAGAAACCCUGGCCACCUCCAGUGUUGCUACGGUGAUGGCACCGUCUCCAAUCUACCAGACCAGCUCCGGGCAAUACAUUACGAUCACUCAGGGUGGAGCAAUACAGCUGGCCGGCCCUGGAGGAGAGGCCCUGCAGGGGGUUCAGGCUCUGACUCUUCCCAGCCCCGCCACACCACAGCCUGGGGCCACUAUCCUGCAGUAUGGCGCCCAGCCUGGAGACCCCGGCCAACAGCUACUGCUGACCUCUGGACAAGUGCUCGUUCAAGCUGCCACAGGAGACAUGCCAGCAUAUCAGAUCCGCUCCCCGUCGUCAGGGUUACCACCAGGAAGAUUUUAA
Sinocyclocheilus grahami is the source of this 757-nucleotide messenger RNA. RefSeq names its product cyclic AMP-responsive element-binding protein 1-like. The transcript has 7 exons. The coding region runs from base 86 to 757 and encodes 223 amino acids. The record is from RefSeq and is a predicted model, not a curated record. Gene Ontology annotation, molecular function: DNA-binding transcription factor activity, RNA polymerase II-specific; protein binding; cAMP response element binding. Gene Ontology annotation, cellular component: ATF4-CREB1 transcription factor complex; nucleus. Gene Ontology annotation, biological process: regulation of transcription by RNA polymerase II. NCBI's taxonomy places the organism in Eukaryota, Metazoa, Chordata, Actinopteri, Cypriniformes, Cyprinidae.